Eimeria tenella is the source of this 306-nucleotide messenger RNA. Its product is annotated as TGF-beta-inducible nuclear protein 1, putative. The record is from RefSeq and is a predicted model, not a curated record. NCBI's taxonomy places the organism in Eukaryota, Apicomplexa, Conoidasida, Eucoccidiorida, Eimeriidae. Gene Ontology annotation, biological process: maturation of LSU-rRNA; maturation of 5.8S rRNA. Gene Ontology annotation, cellular component: nucleolus; preribosome, large subunit precursor. The transcript has a single exon. The coding region runs from base 1 to 306 and encodes 101 amino acids.
AUGAAGAAAAGAAUCCAACUGGAGGACCGAAAGGAGGGCCUUGGGGGCCCCCCGGGGGCCCCCAAGGCCGCCGUUCCCGCCUACUUGUUGGACCGCAAGCAGCAGGAGAGAAACAAACUGCUUUCGAACUUAAUUAAGCAAAAAAGAAAGGAAAAGGCGAACAAGUGGAGUCUCCCCAUUCCCAAGGUCCAGGCCCUGCGGGAGGAGGAAAUGUUCAAGGUGCUCAGGUCGGGAAAGAGAAGAAGUAAGCAGCAGCAGCAGCAGCAGCAGCAGCGGCAGCAGCGGCAGCACCAGCAGCAGCAGUAG